UUACUGAGCAACCACAAUUAACGAGCUUCAUGGUAUUGCACUUAAAUUCAGGGUCACACUUGAUAACUGCUAAUAAACCAGAUUUACAACCCCAAACAGCACAGCUGGAAUAUUUGUAAUAAUAUAGCAUUGGAAUAACUAAUAUGCUGUUACUAAUCAGUAUUAUUUUCAUCUUGUGGGUUUCCUGUGCUCAUGGACAAGGAGGAACUUGUGAUUUUCCAGAAAUAAAACAUGGAAACAUAUAUGAUGAAGACAGAUAUAAACAAAGCUUCCCCGUUGCUAUAGGAAAAUAUUUCUACUAUUCCUGUGAUCACAGCUUUGUGUCUCCUUCACAGUCACUCUGGACUCAAAUAAUCUGCACAGAGGAAGGAUGGUCACCAACACCAAAGUGUAUCAGGCAGUGCUUUUUCCCUUGGGUGGAAAAUGGUCAUUCGGCAUCUUCAGGACAGACACACCAGGAAGGUGACACUGUACAAAUUGUCUGUGAUACAGGCUACAGCCUUCUAUAUAAUCAGAGCAGCAUCCGAUGUGCAGAAAGUGGCUGGUCCACUCCUCCUAAAUGCAGUCAGCGAGACCCUAAAGGAAAAUGUGAUCCCCCUCCACCUAUUGACAAUGGAGACAUUACCUCAUUCCCAUUACCAGCUUAUGCUCCAGGAUCAUCAGUUGAGUACCAAUGCCAGCACUUCUAUGCACUUCAGGGAAACAGGACUAUAAUAUGUAGGAAUGGACAGUGGUCAAAACCACCAAAAUGCUUGGAUGCAUGUGUGGUAUCAGAAGAAAUCAUGGAAAAGCAUAACAUACAAUUACGAUGGAGACAUGAGAAAAAAUUUUAUUCUAAAACAGGGGAUAAUAUUGAAUUUAUAUGUAAAGCUGGAUAUCAUAAAAAGUCACCAGCUCAUGCAUUUCGAGUAACCUGUUGGGAAGGGAAAGUGAUGUAUCCCACUUGUGUAUAAAGCAAUGGUUAAGAUGCAGUCCUAAAAUUAAAAU
Messenger RNA from Callorhinus ursinus (northern fur seal), 987 nucleotides. RefSeq names its product complement factor H-related protein 2-like. Gene Ontology annotation, biological process: complement activation. The record is from RefSeq and is a predicted model, not a curated record. Lineage: Eukaryota; Metazoa; Chordata; Mammalia; Carnivora; Otariidae. Gene Ontology annotation, molecular function: complement component C3b binding.